Echinostoma caproni is the source of this 162-nucleotide messenger RNA. The record is from the annotation of a GenBank genome assembly. Lineage: Eukaryota; Metazoa; Platyhelminthes; Trematoda; Plagiorchiida; Echinostomatidae.
AGUCUGGUCCGUUCAGACAAUAUGCCGGAGAUUGUGUUGGACAAUGUGCGUCAGGUGGAACGAUUACGAAAAAAACAGCUGACCAGUCUGAUUCGUUUGGAUGAGAUUCGUCAUGACGUCUGUCCCGAAAGAACUGUGCUCACACGGUUUCUGAUAUUUUGA